Molecule: messenger RNA, 1596 nt
Organism: Aspergillus ibericus CBS 121593
Lineage: Eukaryota; Fungi; Ascomycota; Eurotiomycetes; Eurotiales; Aspergillaceae
Product: mitochondrial 54S ribosomal protein uL22m
Exons: 3
Coding region: 322-1401 (359 amino acids)
Biological process (GO): ribosome assembly; translation
Cellular component (GO): mitochondrial large ribosomal subunit; ribosome
Molecular function (GO): structural constituent of ribosome
Source: RefSeq, a predicted model, not a curated record
CGGAUGCCCCGCCGAUUUAUUCCUCGUCCUCAGCAUCCAUAAAUGGAUGCAUGCACAAGUUCCCAAGCACAGUAGCCGGCCCAAAUAGGCAAAGCGGGAGGCCCCGAGGCCAUCCACACCAUGUCAGCCUAUGAGGACUCCCAGAUGCCUUGGGCCCUGGGGCUAGAAUCUCGACCCCGGAAAAUUCAGGUGUCGACGCGAGAAUCCCUCCGGCGACCCAGACAGACCCAACCCGCACCGCCAAGGCGAGUCUUCAUCCCGACACUUUUUUCCCUCUGAUCUCCGGAUCCGUGCCAUCAAUCACCAGAUCCAUCGUCCGUCAUGGCCACAAUGGGUGCUGUCCCCCAAUAUGGGCAGCUGAUCCGGUCCAUCUCUGCAGCCCGGCCCGGCUUCUCCUACGUCCCUCGCCGCACGCUCACCUACACCGUCCCUCGUCGAGCCACCGAAGACAACCCCAACGGACCCAAUGACAAGUCCUCUCCCGAGUCCAAGCCCUCCACCUUGUCCUCCAUCAAGAACUUCUUCUUCGGCGGCAAGUCCACCGCCGCCAAACCCACCGCCCGCCGAACCGUCGCUCCCCACAAACGCGAGGGUUCCCUGAGCGCCGACUCCAUCUUCGCCGAGGAUGAAGCCAGCCCCAAGCUCUCCCCCUCCGGUCGUACCCCGGCCGGCCGCAAACCCACCGGCCCCGCCGAGGAGGGCGAGAAGGAGAUCGACUACGCCGUCGACCGCCGCAACAAGGACACCAUGCACACGGUGCUGGACCCGAACCCCAAGGCCCGCAUGCGCUGGGAACGCAAGAUGGUGGCUCGCGAGAUCCGUCGUCGCGGCCGUAUCACCACCACUGAGUUGAUCAUGCGCACGGAGCGCGAGUCCCUCUCCAAGUCGCAUUGGUUCAAGACCUCCGUCAAGAAACUGGGUCCUCUGGCUCGUCAGAUCGCCGGCAAGAACAUCGACGAUGCCAUGCUGCAGAUGCGUCUCAGCAAGAAGAAGGCCGCUAAGGAGGUCUUGCAGCAUCUCGAGCACGCCAAGAACGUGGCGGUCGUUCGCUCCGGUAUGGGAUUGGGCGCUGUCGAGGGCAAGACGGCUCCGAAGCCCGUCACGAUCACUCUCAAGUCCGGUGAGCGCAAGACCAUCUCCGACCCGACGUCCAUCUACAUCGCACAGGCGUGGGUGAACCGUGGUCCGUACGGAUACGACUACGACCACCGGGCCCGCGGCAAUAUCAACCUCAUGCGUCCGCCGUACACCUCGCUGUCGGUGGUGCUGAAGGAGGAGAAGACUCGGAUCCGGGAAUGGCAGAACCGGGAGGCUCAGGAGUUGCGGAAGCGCAAGGCCCAGCUCUGGACGCAGUUGCCGGACCGUAAGAUCACGGCCCAGCAGCAGUACUAUUGCUGGUGAUCUUCCAGUGGAUGAGCACCGGGUGACAUGUUUGACUAUUUUUCUUUGGCGUUGUUUUGUGUUAAUAUCUAGACCUAAGAAGCCUCGAUUUGAUUUCAGCAUGUUUUACUAUUGACGCCAUUUCUUUCUGAAACAGGGUCGUCGGUAACCAAGAAUUCAAUGUGUACAAUACAAUAUAACUCUCUUCGUCCCCUC